AUGAUUUUUCAAGCACUUUUUGAGUGUAUGGACUUCACUGGUUGGCUGUUGUUCGGUUUUGUGGUUUUACUUUUAAGUGAUGUUGUCAGAAACUGGAGGCCACACAACUUUCCACCUGGCCCCUGGGCUGUGCCUUUUCUGGGAAAUGUCUUCAAAGGAGUGGACUUCAAAACAAUGGACAAGCUUGCUGAGGAGUAUGGUCCAGUGUUCAGCCUGAGGAGAGGCAGUGAGAGGAUGGUGUUUGUUUCAGGAUACAAGAUGGUCAAAGAGGCUCUUGUCAACCAGCUGGAUAACUUUGUUGAUCGACCAAAUGUCCCUCUCUUCGAUGCUGUCUACAAGGGCCUUGGCGUAGCUUCGAGCAAUGGUUACCUGUGGAGGAAGCAGAGGAAGUUUGCCAACACUCACCUGCGUUACUUUGGAGAGGGCCAGAGGUCACUGGAAAAAUACAUUGAAGUGGAAAGCAACUUCAUUUGUGAAGCUUUUAAAGAUGAACAAGGACGACCUUUUAGUCCCCAAUACAUCCUAACGAAUGGAGUGAGUAACAUCAUCUCAUCUGUGGUCUUUGGACACCGCUUUGAAUACAGUGAUCGAAGCUUUCGUAAGGUUCUGGAGUUAGACCAAGAAGCCAUCAUGCUUGCUGGCUUGGCUCAGACUCAGCUGUACGAUGCCAUCCCUGGUUUGAUGAAGUACCUGCCAGGACCUCACCAGACUGUUUUUGCCAACUACAAAGAGAUCAUGACUUUCCUGAAAAAUGAAGUAGAGAAGCACCAGGAAGAGUGGAACCCUGCUGACCCUCGUGAUUAUAUUGAUGUUUACCUGUCAGAGAUGGAAAAGAAAAAGGAGGAUCCCCAGGCUGGCUUCAAUAUUGAAACUCUGCUGAUUUGCACUCUGGACUUGAUUGAGGCUGGGACAGAAACAACUGCCACCACUUUACGCUGGGCCCUCGUGUACAUGUUGCACUACCCAGAGAUACAGGAGAAAGUCCAGGCAGAGAUAGACAGAGUGAUCGGACAGUCGCGUCAACCCAACAUGGCCGACAGACCCAACCUGCCUUACACAGAAGCUGUCAUCCAUGAGACCCAAAGGAUGGGAAAUAUUGUUCCCUUGGGAUUCCCUAAAAUGGCCAGUAAAGACACCACACUGGGAGGAUACUUCAUACCCAAGGGCACUGCUAUUAAUACAAUGCUUGGGUCUGCGCUGUUUGAUAAGAAUGAGUGGGCGACUCCAGAUACCUUCAAUCCUGAGCAUUUCUUGGAUUCAGAGGGCCAGUUUCGCAGAAGAGACGCCUUCUUACCAUUUUCAGCUGGUAAACGUGUGUGUUUAGGGGAGCACCUGGCCAGAAUGGAGCUGUUCCUUUUCUUUACGAUCCUCCUCCAACGCUUCACCUUCUCUCCUGUUCCUGGAGAAAUGCCCAGUUUGGAGGGCAUGCUGGGCUUCACCCAUUCCCCCAAAGAUUUUAAGAUUGUAGCUGUGCCUCGAUGA
Chelmon rostratus (copperband butterflyfish) is the source of this 1482-nucleotide messenger RNA. Its product is annotated as cytochrome P450 2J2-like. Gene Ontology annotation, cellular component: intracellular membrane-bounded organelle; cytoplasm. Gene Ontology annotation, biological process: xenobiotic metabolic process. NCBI's taxonomy places the organism in Eukaryota, Metazoa, Chordata, Actinopteri, Chaetodontiformes, Chaetodontidae. The transcript has 9 exons. Gene Ontology annotation, molecular function: heme binding; iron ion binding; oxidoreductase activity, acting on paired donors, with incorporation or reduction of molecular oxygen, reduced flavin or flavoprotein as one donor, and incorporation of one atom of oxygen. Bases 1 to 1482 code for a protein of 493 amino acids. The record is from RefSeq and is a predicted model, not a curated record.